AUAAUAAUAAUAAGAAUGUUGAAGGAACGAUUUUUGAAUUGAUAGGAACGAUUUCCGAAAGACAUAGGAACGAUUAUUGAAAAGCGUAGGAACGAUUUUUGAAUAGGAACGAUUAUUGAAAGGCGUAGGAACGAUUUUUGAGUACGCGCAUUGUAAAGCCGUAUGGGCUCUUUGAUUUGUUUAUAUUUUUGCGUAACUAAAUUAUAUUUGGUAAUUCAACGUAAUAAUCGAAGAAAAUUCUGACAAGUUUUAAUUUUUAAAGCAUUAAAGCCUUGGUAAAUUAACAUUUAAUAAUGUAUUCAAAUAGAAGAAAUCAUGAAGUCAAUAUAUUAACAGAGGAAUUAAAAUAUUUUCGUGCUUGUAGUCAGGAAAACGAAUUUAAAAAAGUUUUUAUUGAUAAUGUAAUAGGAUAUGGAGUUUUCACUAUACGAGAGUUUAAAGCUGGCGAUCCUUUGUUAGAGUAUAAAGGAAAUCUUAUAACAAGAAAAGAAGCUAAAGAAUUAAGCAAAAGUUAUUCUGCAAAAAAUAAAGGAUGCUUUAUUUUUGAUGUUUACUGGAACAAUAAAAAUAUGAGCAUUGAUGCUACACAAUCAACAUGCAUGGCUAAAUUUAUUAACGACUCUCCAGAUAAAUAUGCCAAUUGUCAACCCAAGACAUGCGUUGUAAAUGGAAUACCCCAUCUUUUGUUAUAUGCAAAAAAGGAUAUUGCUAAAGACUCAGAACUUAGAUAUAACUAUGGGGACAGUUCUAAUCAACAAUGGAGAAAAUUGGCAAAGUAUCAGGAACCAUUUACUAUGAGUGAAGUUAAUGCAUAUCUACGAGGACAGCCUUUGCAGAAAAAUCGAAUUCUAACAGCAUCAAUGUUGUUUUCAUCAUUUAAUAAUAAAAAGUCUGAGUUGAAAAAGGAUUUAAAUAGUUGCAUUUUGUCAUCUAAUCAAAUGAAAAUCAAUAAUUUCAAAAAAUGUAAGGAAGAUUUACCUGAAAAAAGUAAUAAAGAUACAAUUUCAGGAGGCUUAUCACAAGCAUUUGGUUUUGAGAAGUGUACUGAGUUAGAAGAACAAUAUAAUCAAGCAUUAAAUAAGUCCUAUUUAAGUUUCAGCAAUGAAGAUAUUUUAUUACCAGAUGAAACAUUUUUAAAAAACUCAUCUCAGAUAUAUAGUUUAGAAGAAAGUGCUUGUGAAGAUAACUCUGAAAAUUUGUAUUCAAAUUCAGUUAACAGUAAAAAAGUUUCACCUCGAAUGAUAGUUGCUGCCAGAUGCUUGACAGAUAUAUCAAAAAGAAAUGAUUCUGAAACCAAUAUCUCUAUGUUCACUAGUGAAACUUCACUCACAAGCAAUGAAGACUUACCUGGAAGAAGUAAUAAAGAUGCAGUUUCAGGAAGCUUAUCACAAGUAUUUGGUUUUGAGAAGUGUACUGAGUUAGAAGAACAAUAUAAUCAAGCAUUAAAUAAGUCCUAUUUAAGUUUCAGCAAUGAAGAUAUUUUAUUACCAGAUGAAACAUUUUUAAAAAACUCAUCUCAGAUAUAUAGUUUAGAAGAAAGUGCUUGUGAAGAUAACUCUGAAAAUUUGUAUUCAAAUUCAGUUAACAGGUUAGAGUUGUUUUGA
Molecule: messenger RNA, 1604 nt
Organism: Hydra vulgaris (swiftwater hydra)
Lineage: Eukaryota; Metazoa; Cnidaria; Hydrozoa; Anthoathecata; Hydridae
Source: RefSeq, a predicted model, not a curated record